Coprinopsis cinerea okayama7#130 is the source of this 168-nucleotide messenger RNA. RefSeq lists its product as hypothetical. NCBI's taxonomy places the organism in Eukaryota, Fungi, Basidiomycota, Agaricomycetes, Agaricales, Psathyrellaceae. The coding region runs from base 1 to 168 and encodes 55 amino acids. The record is from RefSeq and is a predicted model, not a curated record. The transcript is spliced from 2 exons.
AUGCAAGAGAAGCGCCUAGCAAUGGACUUGGUGGAGUACCCCACAAGAGGUACGGGAAGCGGGAAGAUCAGUCGGGGGUGCCUGCGAGCGGAUGUACCUCGCUCAGCGCGGGAGACCAGGGGGAUGGUACGGGCGUCCUUCAACGACGUCACGCAUGCGCGGACCUAG